UAUAGCCCUAGAUUGGUUGCCCACUCUUUGCUGAAUUGAGAAAUCAAAUUUCAGCACUGCGAAUUGUUAUGAGGCACAGAAGACAACACCCCAACUGAUGCAGAAGGAUAGCCAGAUCCCUUGGCUGCCGAGCCUGACAGGUCACAGCGGCUUUCCUGUAAUCGUCUUUCAAUAUGCCGCCGAAGCAGCGCACUCUGCCCUUGCUGCAACCUGGUUCAAGUCAUGAACGGGACGCUAAGCAAGAGCACGAAGCAUUUGAUCCCAAGGGCAAGCGAAAGACCGCUUCCGAAUCGGAAUCUGAAGCUUCAGCAGCCCAUGCAGUCCCUACAAAUGCCGCCCUUACUUGCAAGGCUCUUCUAGGAGAUAAAGUCUGGAACAUUGUUUCCGCCCAGGAAGCGGAGUUGGACCUUGAUGCCGUUGUUCUAAGGGAUCAUCCUGAGUUAUUCGGGAUCGAAGAAUACCUUUAUCUCCUGGUAGCGAUGAGGUGUAGUAUGGACGGGGAGCUUCGACUUCAGAGAGCAUGCAGCUGGUUGUACGCCCAUGUACGACAUUACCGAGUCGUUGGUGAGAGUGAGUACGCAGAGUUCCUGGACAACCUCGACGAUGAAGACUACGAUAAUCCGCUUGAACCAGCUUUAGAAGAACUUACGAGACAUUUGCAACUGGCUGGGACGCGUCAGCCGACGAAAGCAGCGAUAAGUGACGAGCAGUACGCCACGGCCUCGUUGGCCUUCUCGCUGGGGACCGAAUACCCAUCACCUUCCCGACCUCGCAAGAGUGAUCCUUCUCCCUCACUUGCGGGUGUGGAGGACACACUUCAACAAGGCUAUUACAUCAGGGACAGCAAGUUCUUCAGCCUGGGUCGUGUCUUCAUCACGCUAUGGCACGAGAAUGCGACACAUGGAAAUCGAUAUCUGAGAAAUGUUGGGACCACAAGUGCUGGUGUACACGGAGAAAAGAUAUUCAGCCAUAUCCGACGCUUCGCGGUCGUCCGAAUAGGGCGAGGAUUCUGCUGGGCAGUUCCGGUCAAUACCUACCGAGGCCAAGGCCUUACCAGGCCCAGUUUCAAGAACAAGGAGGAAGAAAUCAGAGCACAUGCUAUCAUCCACAUUGAGGGAACUGGGGCGGAAAUGCUGGAAGGAGAGCCAAAAAUGAUCAAGAGACCAAUUGUGGUUGAGAAUGCCGGAGAAGACAAGAGACUCGACCGUGCUAGUCGCAUUCGAUUCGAUAAAGUCUUCACUAUCGAGCACAAUGUCAGGGUCAAAAAUGUCGGCAAGAUCACUCAAGGCUCAAUGCCAUAUUUCCGGAGAUAUUGGCAGGAUCAAGCCAACGCCUCUAUCGACGCUAUGAAGGCACGCUGAAAGUGCUUCAUUGCCGAUGACUGCGUCGACCCAAACACAUUGGAUAUACGUUCUUGCUGCGAGAAGGCAACGCCAACACUCGCGGCAAUCAAGAGCUCAUGGUAGUCGUCGAUGGCAUGCUGGUGAAAACCAGAUUU
Molecule: messenger RNA, 1498 nt
Organism: Exophiala viscosa
Lineage: Eukaryota; Fungi; Ascomycota; Eurotiomycetes; Chaetothyriales; Herpotrichiellaceae
Exons: 3
Coding region: 174-1361 (395 amino acids)
Source: RefSeq, a predicted model, not a curated record